Myripristis murdjan (pinecone soldierfish) is the source of this 1378-nucleotide messenger RNA. RefSeq names its product interferon-induced protein with tetratricopeptide repeats 1-like. The record is from RefSeq and is a predicted model, not a curated record. Gene Ontology annotation, biological process: defense response to virus. Gene Ontology annotation, molecular function: protein binding. Lineage: Eukaryota; Metazoa; Chordata; Actinopteri; Holocentriformes; Holocentridae. The coding region runs from base 35 to 1378 and encodes 447 amino acids. Gene Ontology annotation, cellular component: cytosol. The transcript is spliced from 2 exons.
UACUGGGUCAACAAGGCGAGCUAACAGGCCCAUCAUGAGUGCUGCUCAGAGUGUAACCUCACUGAGGGCCAAACUGGAGACGCUGCAGUGCCACUUCACGUGGGAGCUGGACCACAGCAGAUCAAAACUUCUGCUCCUCAGGGACAACCUGGAGGAUAUUGGCAGCGAGGAGGGAUACCUGUGGCUGGGUCAUAUUUACAACCUGCAGGCGUACAUACACUUCCACUUGAGCUCUGAAGACGACACCCUGGGGUCGACUACGGACGACGCUCUGCAGAGCUUCAGCAGGGCAGCGGAGGCCUUUCGCCAGAUCAGGAACACGGUCUCAGAUGAGGGUCCCUGGCUGGUGGUGAACUACGGGGACUCGGCUUGGCUGCACUAUCACCUGGGAGAGAACGCAAAAAGCUGGUCUUAUGUGGCAAAGGUGGAGGCCCUGCAGCUGGAAUAUCCAUCUCCCUCCCAGGAUGAGCUCCAUCCAGAAAUCUAUGCUGAAAAAGCGUGGACUCUGAUGAAGUUCAGCCCUGACCGAAAGAUGGAGGCUGUAGAAUGCUUCCGGAGAGCCAUCAGGAUGGAGCCGGACAGGGUGGAGUGGCACACCAGUCAUGUCUUGGCACUGGAGGGUGCGUUUGAAAAUCGUACCCCUGAGCAGGAGGCUGACAUCUUGGGGAGACUGAGAAUUGCUAAGGAGCAUGACCCAGAGAAUUUGUAUCUUGCUGCUGUUUACCUGGGGAAACUUGCAAAGACCGGUGGAAUAAUUGAAGAUCAAGCACGUGAGCUGGCUAAAAGGGUUUUGAAAAAGCCUGUCAGCAGCUACAGUGGCAUCAGACCAUUACUGAGACUUUACAGGAUGUAUUUAUCCAUUGAUGAGGCCAUUGAUUUGGCAGAUGAGCUGUUAGAAAGACACCCAAAUGAGCGCUAUCUGAAAAGCUGUCUUGCAACCUGCUACAAAUGGAGGAUCUUUUCAGACAAGGACAACCCCCUGAAGCAAAGUAUGAUGGAAAGAGCAAUCAGUCUUCACAAGGAAGUGAUUUCUCUGUAUCCUCAUUCUUCAUUACCGACAAAAAUUGCCCUUGCAAAUAUAUACGCAGAGUCAAGUCAACAUGACAGCGUUCAAGCUGACCAGAUAUACGAGGAAUUGAAAGAAAGCAACCUGGAGCUUGCUCAGUUACAGAUGGUUUACAACAGCUACGCAAAGUACUUAAACCACCACAAACAAGAGCGCUACAGGUCAAUAGACUUUCACAUGAGGGCAGCAGAAAUACCACAACCAUCCAACUCCCGUAAGAACAGCAUAAAAAUUUUGAGACAAAUUAAAGACAGGGGUAGGAACAAAAUGUGUAGAGAAAUAGAAUUUUUUUUGAUUAACCUCCAAGAGUAG